UAGAGCUUUGUUUUCUAGAGAAGCUAUCCGCUUACGGUAGCCGACGGGUAGGGCUCUGUAAGGUUAGUUGCUAGGUGCUUCGUCCCUCAACGUCACGCUCGACGACGCACGUCUUAGCUUAGCUUAGCUCCCGUUUCACUCGUGAGUACAUAGUAGCUUUGUGGUUUGACAUGCUCUUGCUGUCAACUACAACUCCUCGUCGCUCCUAAGCCUUCUCCCUUUCACAAGAGCCUACGCUUGUCCUCUGAAGAAUCUCCUUAAACUUCACGAGAGCCUGGCCUUAAAUCUUCUUAAACGCAGCUGACUCUUACUACCCAUCCAUCGGCUGUUUUGAGGCGCCUCAAAAAUUUACUUCCGAUCCAUCGGCUGUCGUUAGAUCGCUGAGAUCUACAGACUCAGAGUGCAGUGCUGCGAACGAUGACGACGAAAAGCGAAAUAACAGCAGAGCGAAGACUCGAUCGCCAGAACUCGUCAGCUCGGAGACGAUCGGCGAAAUCGUUUCGGUUACGAACUCCCGCGUCCGCUCUCCUGCUGCUCCCGGUUCUCCUGUGCCCGCUAGUCUGCGAGGCGCUCAUGUCCGAACCCGCCAAGGACUCGACGCCGUCGUCGGUAUCCGCCAAGCAAUCGCAUCCAUUCCACAAAGACUUUCGCGUGACGUGGGGGAACGUGACUGUAUCGGACGACGGCCGCGCGGACUUAUCUCUCGAUAAAGUGUCCGGAUCUGGAUGGUCGUCCAAUCAGCCGUACUACAACGGGUGGUUCUCUGCCUGGAUCAAGGUGCCGUCCGGCUACACGCCAGGCGUCGUCACUGCCUUCUACCUGCACUCGGAGUGGAACACGUCGUGGCCGGGCGACUUCCACGACGAGGUGGACAUGGAGUUCCUCGGCGAGCGCUUCUCCAGCGACGUCGUGCUGCAGACCAACUGGUACGGCCAGGGCGUCGGCGGCCACGAGGAGCGCCUCAAGCUCUGGUUCGACCCGGCGGCGGACUACCACCACUACGCGUUCCAGGUCAAUCCGGAUUGCAUCCGCUGGUUCGUCGACGGGAUUCUGAUCCGCGAGGCGUGCAAGGCCGCGGUGGGGAACGACCCGUUCCCCUCGUCGUCCAUGUUUCUGGUGGCGUCUUUAUGGGACGGCAGCUCCUGGGCGACGCAGUACGGCGCGCUGAAGAUCGACUGGGCGCACGCGCCGUUCCGCGCGGGGUUCCACGGGCUGUCCGUGGACGGGUGCUACUGGCGGCAGAUGGACGAGAGGGACCCCCCGCAGUGCGCGAAGAUGCGCGGGGACCGCGACUGGAAGCCGACGUGGGAGAAGGGGAUGGAGGAGAAGGACUACGUGCUGCUGCGACACACGCAGGCGCACUACCUCACGUACUCGUACGCUCUGGACAAGACGAGACAGCCGUUCAAGCCGAAGCGGACUGCGGAGGCGACUGCGGUAGAGGCGACAGCGGUAGAAGCGACGGCAGGAGAGGGUCAAACAGAGCAGCAGCCAGCGGCGGUGGCGGCGGCGGCGGCGGUGCAGGGAGGUGGAGUGAAGGGAGGAGCUAAGGAUGGGAAGCUUCGCGGUAAAAGAGGGCCGGGGAAACGGCUUAGCGCGCAGGGGAGAUGAGCGACGGGAGGUAGGGUGCAACAACACUUUUCCAAGCGUCACUGAUUAUUAACUCGACUAAGACUGGGUCAAAGGCAAUAAGUCGGAGGGAUGGGCGCAUCCUAGAUGUCGGAUGGUGAAGCGGGGACGACCGGAGCUCUGGGGUGAAGGAAUGAGCUGAAUCCCAUGGGCGCCGGACUAGAGACGGUGUGGGGAAGGGAAAAGGGGAGAAGGGAGAGGGGUGGGGGGGAGGGUUUGGGGGGAAAGGAGGGGAAGCAAGAAUGGAUGAUUGGGGAUAAGUAGGAGAUUCAGGUUAUGUGAGAUUGCAGCUAUGCCUUGGGGAGAUGGGGAGGGUGAAGAUAGGAAGGGCUUACUAACACAAUGGAGCUGGAUGAUGCUGUUGCUAAAAGAGGGCUGUAAGAUUGUAGAGGGGAAUAAUGGGUAUGACAUAACGUAUGUUGCUCCUCAAGCUCUCUAGUGCUUGAUGGCCGAAGUAUAAUAAUGCACAUACGUCCAAUAACCAUAGCUCUAGCGACCACAACCUGGAGUGGUGAACAUAUCGUAUAUUUGCUUGUUCUGUGAAGCAUACUAUAGGGGAACAAC
Messenger RNA from Closterium sp. NIES-67, 2193 nucleotides. Lineage: Eukaryota; Viridiplantae; Streptophyta; Zygnematophyceae; Desmidiales; Closteriaceae. The record is from the annotation of a GenBank genome assembly.